GAAACUGAAAGUAUUUCACUGAACACUGAUCCCCAUUUUACUUCGAGCACAGAGUACAGUGAUUAAUCUUUCAUAAUGGAAGCUGAUCUUUCCUGUGCUGUCUGCCAUGAUCUGUAUAAAGAUCCUGUCUUACUCAACUGUGAUCACAGCUUCUGUCGAUCCUGUGUGACCCAGUACUGGGAGAAAGCUGACACUGCCUGCUGUCCUGUCUGUAGAAAGCAGAAUUCCUCCAUGAGCCUGAGAGCCCACCGCAUUCUCUCCAACAUCGUGGAGACAUUUGUGAAAAGCGGUGGAGGUGGUGAAAUGCAGCAGGAAUGCAGCCGACACAAGGAGAAGUUGAAAAUUUUCUGUAAAGCUGAUAAUGAGCUCAUCUGUGUGAUUUGUCAGAUUUCAAAAAGUCAUCAAAACCAUGAGAUGCUACCAAUGGAAGAAGCUGCUGAAGAGUUUAAGAAUGAGCUGCAAACUUCCCUGAAGCCAAUUCAGGACAAGAAGAAGGAAUGUGAAGCUGCAAAAAGUGAUUAUGAGAGAACAUUGUCCCACAUUCAGGACCAAGGUGUAAAGUUGGCGAAACAGAUUAAAACUGAAUUUGAAAAACUUCACCAGCUUCUUCAUGAGGAAGAGAGGAUUGUGUUGGAAAGUCUGAAAUUGGAGAAAGAGAGAAAUAGUCAGGAGAUGAAAGAAAGGAUUGAGAAGACAAUGGAGGAAAUCUCAUCACUUUCAGCCAUUGUUCAGGAUAUUGAACAACAACUGAGGGAACAAGACAGCAUCAUAUUUUUAACAAAAUUUCCAGAAACACAGCAAAGAGUGAAGCAAACUCUCCCAGAACCACAGAAGGUUUACCCUUUAAUAAAUGUGGGCAAGUUCAUUGGCUCCCUGCAGUACAGAGUGUGGAAAAAAAUGCUGACAGUGAUUAAUACAGCUCCAGUCACCUUGGACCCUAAUACAGCCCAUCCUGUCCUUCUCCUGUCUGAGGACCUGAGCACCGUGAGGUACACUGGGAAUCGGCAGCAACUUCCUGACAAUCUGGAGAGAUUUGAUUUCCUUGUCGUUGUCCUAGGAUCAGAGGGAUUUAUGUCUGGGAAACAUUCCUGGGAGGUGGAGGUGGGGAAUAAGACUCGAUGGAAUUUGGGAGUGGCCAAGGAAUCCAUCAACAGGAAGGGGGAUGUCUACCUGAAUCCAGGUAAUGGAUACUGGGCCCUGGUGCUGAGAGAGGGGAAUAAAUACUGGGCUGGUGAGGAACCAUGGAAAAACUUAGAGCUGAAUGUGAGUCCGAGAAAGAUCCGAAUCUAUCUGGAUUAUGAUGGAGGGAAGGUGUCCUUUUAUAACUCAGAGAACAAGAACCAUAUCUACACUUUCACUGGGACAUUCACUGAGAAACUCUAUCCUUACUUCAGUCCGGGUCUCAUUGAUGGGGGUAAAAACACAGAGCCUCUGAAAAUCUGUCCCCGGAGAGUAACAAUCCAGGAGGAUGAGGGAUUCAUCGCUUCAUCCAAAUAAAGACCUCUCUGUGGGAGGAAGGGGAAGAUCCCACACACUGGGUCACUGGUGGGAAAAUGGGAAGAUUCCACACAUUGGGUGAUUGGGUGGGGGAAUGGGAAGAUCCCACACACUGGAUCAUUUGGUGGGGGAAUGGGAAGAUCACACAGACUGGGUGACUGGGUGAGGGAAUGGGAAGAUCCCACACACUGGAUCACUUUGUGGGGAGGAGGGGAAGAUCUCACACACGGGGUCACUUAGUGGGGGGAAGGGGGAGGCCCCCUUUCUCUGUCUGUGAUUUUGGUUCCGGGGAUGGGUGUGGGGGAUAGGGACUCAUUCUGUGGAUAGGGCUUUUCCCUGAGUCACCGUGUGAGCAGGUGCCUGAGGGAAGCGGGGCCCUGAAUCAGAUUGGGCCUGAACCCUCAUGGGCCUGACCAAAGUGACCCUCAACAGGGUGCAGGCAGUGGGCAAUCGAGGGGGAUGUUGGUUCUGACUGUCUGACUCUCUUCCUUGGCUGGGUCAGUGCCCGGGUGUCCCUGGAGAUCGGGCACAUGAUGUCCAUGGGUAUACAUCAGGCCUUCAGUGACUGGUGGGCAUAAGGAGCACCAGACUGUCUCAUUAAUCCUGGAAACGCCAUUUUGCUGAGAUACAAAUUUUUUUGAAAGUCCUCUUUUGUUUUUUUGAUGCAGUGGGUCAGUACUGUCCCUUUUAAAGUGAAUUUUAUUCUUCUGGUAUUUUCUCAAAUGUACAUAUGGACACAAACUGAAACUGGAACUUUUGUGUCAGGUAGUGUGUGUAUAAUUUUGCAAAUAAAUUGCUAUAAAAUUG
This is a messenger RNA of Chiloscyllium plagiosum (whitespotted bambooshark), 2304 nucleotides long. Its product is annotated as zinc-binding protein A33-like. Lineage: Eukaryota; Metazoa; Chordata; Chondrichthyes; Orectolobiformes; Hemiscylliidae. Gene Ontology annotation, molecular function: protein binding; zinc ion binding. The record is from RefSeq and is a predicted model, not a curated record.